CCCACGGUAGGUGCGGGGCGCGGGAACGAUGGCGGCCAUGGCGGGCUCGGGGCCCGGGUGUCGGAGCUGGUGCUUGUGCCCCGAGGUGCCAUCCGCCACCUUCUUCACUGCGCUGCUGUCGUUGCUGGUGUCCGGGCCCCGCCUGUUCCUGCUGCAGCCACCUCUGGCGCCCUCGGGUCUCACGCUGAAGUCCGAGGCCCUGCGCAACUGGCAAGUUUACAGGCUGGUGACCUACAUCUUUGUCUAUGAGAAUCCAGUCUCGCUGCUCUGUGGUGCCAUCAUCAUCUGGCGCUUUGCUGGCAAUUUUGAGAGAACCGUGGGUACCGUCCGCCACUGCUUCUUCACCUUGAUCUUCGCCGUCUUCUCUGCUAUUAUCUUCCUGUCAUUUGAGGCUGUGUCAUCGCUGUCGAAGCUGGGAGAGGUGGAGGAUGCCAGAGGUUUCACCCCAGUGGCUUUUGCCAUGCUGGGAGUCACCACCGUCCGCUCUCGGAUGAGGCGGGCCCUGGUGUUUGGUGUGGUUGUGCCCUCAGUACUGGUGCCAUGGCUCCUGCUGGGCGCCUCUUGGCUCAUUCCCCAGACAUCUUUCCUCAGUAAUGUCUGUGGACUUUCAAUUGGGCUAGCAUAUGGCCUCACGUACUGCUAUUCCAUCGACCUCUCGGAGCGAGUCGCACUGAAGCUUGAUCAGACAUUCCCCUUCAGCCUGAUGAGGAGGAUAUCCAUGUUCAAGUACGUCUCAGGGUCUUCAGCUGAAAGAAGGGCAGCCCAGAGCCGGAAGCUGAACCCUGUGCCCGGCUCCUACCCCACGCAGAGCUGCCACCCUCACCUGUCCCCAAGCCACCCCGUCACCCAGAUGCAGCAUGCCAGUGGUCAGAAACCAGCCUCCUGCCCAGCCUGUGCUCCAGGGCACACACCCAGCCUGCCUCCAUACCAGCCUGCCUCCGGCCUGUGUUAUGUGCAGAAUCACUUUGGUCCGAACCCUAACUCCUCCAGUGUCUACCCAGCUUCUGCAGGCUCCUCCCUGGGGGUCCAGCCUCCUGCCCCUGUCAGCUGCCCUGGCACGGUGUAUUCUGGGGCCCUGGGCACUCCUGGGGCUGCAGGCUCAAAGGAGUCCUCAAGGGUCCCGAUGCCCUGAGAGAGAAUUUCUAGGGAAGUUCUCACAUCUUGGCCUUCUGAAGAAGGUCUUCUCUGAGCUAAGAUUUUCUUGACAAAAAAUUAUUUAUUGAACACCUUUAUGUGCCAGGCUCUGUGUUGAGUACUUUGAUAAAUGUCCCUAUUUCAAUCUCAUUUAUGCUCAUGACAGCUUUGUGAAGUACAGUUUAUUGUCCCCAGUUUACAGAUGCAGAAAGCGAGGCAUACUGUGGUUACAUGUGAGUCCCGUGCCCUGUAGUGGCACAGCUGGGGUUCUUAGCUCCAGGCCCAGGGCUCCUCCCAGAGGACAUGUGGGAGAAGAGGCCGUGCUGGUCAGUGGCCAUUUCCAACUCCACUAUCCCUUCCUGUCGUGUGUGCAGUGCUCUUGGUUAUAUAGUGUCCCUGUGUCUGUGUCUCUGCCCUUCGGGAGCUCCCAGCUGGUGUGCUUGGAAGUUUCCAGGCCUGUGCAGUGUAUCUCCCCUGCAGUCAUCCCCCCACCCAGACCCUUCUGCCCCAGAUGUGAUGAGAUGGGCCAGUGUGAACUGCACCAGCAUGCUGAUGGAUCCAUAGUGUUGACGGCUUUUG
This is a messenger RNA of Cynocephalus volans (Philippine flying lemur), 1713 nucleotides long. RefSeq names its product rhomboid domain containing 2 (gene RHBDD2). The coding region runs from base 29 to 1132 and encodes 367 amino acids. Gene Ontology annotation, cellular component: membrane. Gene Ontology annotation, molecular function: serine-type endopeptidase activity. Lineage: Eukaryota; Metazoa; Chordata; Mammalia; Dermoptera; Cynocephalidae. The transcript has 4 exons. The record is from RefSeq and is a predicted model, not a curated record.